Messenger RNA from Fusarium verticillioides 7600, 293 nucleotides. RefSeq lists its product as hypothetical. The transcript has a single exon. Lineage: Eukaryota; Fungi; Ascomycota; Sordariomycetes; Hypocreales; Nectriaceae. Bases 12 to 293 code for a protein of 93 amino acids. The record is from RefSeq and is a predicted model, not a curated record.
CCACCAUCCCCAUGGAUCCUAAUCUAGAACUCUACAAAAGCCUGCUGGGUCUUGAUCCUCCUGAGCGCCAUGAACGUCUACUCCAUCUUCCUCGAUCUGAGCGUUCCAGGGUCGCGAGUAUUGUUGGGCGCGAAAAGCUGAAUCGGAGGCUACAAGAAGAGUUGGUGGGCAGGGACCUUGUUGAGAUGCCGGUGAGCAACCCCUCCGAGUUUCAUGGUAGUGUCCUCUUGCAAAACGCACCCCUUGGAAGAAUUUCUUAUAUACCGGAUGAAACUGAAAUGGCUUACAGAUAA